Astrephomene gubernaculifera is the source of this 607-nucleotide messenger RNA. Lineage: Eukaryota; Viridiplantae; Chlorophyta; Chlorophyceae; Chlamydomonadales; Astrephomenaceae. The record is from the annotation of a GenBank genome assembly.
GCCGCCGAGUGGAGCGGAUAAGGCGCGCAAGGAGAUUGCGAGCGCCUCCUCCCGCGGCGGCCCCAACAGCGGACCCACGGGUCAGCGCGGCGAGCGGCAGCAGCUGAUGGAGCUGGUGGGGCUGCUCAACAAGCGGGGCAUGCUGCCGGUGGCGGUGUUCUGCUUCAGCAAGAAGAGAUGUGACUCCUGCGCCGACCACCUCUCCUCGCUGGACCUCUCCUCGGGUAGCGAGAAGGCUGCCGUACACUCCUUCCUGGAGCGCUGCCUGGCGCGGCUCAAGGAGGGGGACAGGCAGCUGCCGCAGAUCCUGCGCCUGCGCGAGCUGCUGCGGCGGGGCAUUGCCGUACACCACGCGGGUCUGCUGCCCAUCAUGAAGGAGGUGGUGGAGAUGCUGGUGUGUCAGGGGUAUGUCAAGGUUCUGUUCUGCACGGAGACAUUCGCCAUGGGUGUGAACGCGCCCACCCGCACCGUGGUGUUCCACUCGCUGAGGAAACAUGACGGCAAGAACUUCAGGUACCUGCUCCCCGGGGAGUACACCCAGAUGGCAGGUCGUGCGGGUCGGCGCGGUCUGGACGCCGUGGGCCACGUGUUGCUGGCUGUGUGGGAC